AUGGCUGAUCCCUCUCGUCCCGUACACCAGCCCAUCCAGCCCCAUGUCCGGCCCCUGCUAGACCCGGAGUACGUCGCCUUCCACGACAAGUACUUCCAGUACCUCGUCCCGGACGACACCAAGCCCUGGGACGGCUCCGCCCGGCUCAAGAACCCGCACCUGCCGGCCACGGAGAGCGAGCCCGUCCCCGUAGGCAACGUCCGCGACAUCAAGGUCAACGACAACUACACGGUCCGCGUCUUCACCCCGGACGGGCCCAAGCCGGCGGCAGGCUGGCCCGUCUUCCUCUGGUUCCACGGCGGCGGCUGGGCCGUGGGCGACCUCGCGGCCAACAACGACGUGUGCGCGCUCGUCUGCCAGCGGGCCCGCUGCGUCGUCGUCUCGGUCGCGUACCGCCUCGCGCCCGAGCACCCCUACCCGGCGGCCUUUGAGGACGCCGUCGACGCGCUCCGCUGGGUCCGCAGCGAGGCCGGCUCCGCGGCGCUGGGCGGGACGGACCCCGGCCGCGUCGCCGUGGGCGGCACGUCCGCGGGCGGGCAGCUGGCGGCGUCGCUGUCGAUCGCCGCGGCCUGCGGAGAGAUCGAACCGCCGGCCAGGCUGGCGUUCCAGCUGCUCGUCGUACCCGUCGUCGACAGCACGGCGACGGUGGAGACGGCGUGGGCGGCGAACCGGGACGCGCCGUGGCUGACGCCGGCGCGCAUGACGUGGUACCGCCGGAUGUACCUGCCCGACGAGGGCCGGGCGCGGGAGUGGCAGGUCUCGCCCAACUUUGCCUCCCGGGAGCUGCUGGCGGGCAGCCCGCGCACCUGGAUCGCGGUGGCGGAGCAGGACAUCCUGGCGCCCGAGGCGGAGGGGUACGCUGCGCAGCUGGCCGAGGCGUGGGCAGAACGGGGCGUCGAGGACGUCGAGGUCGUGACCAAGAUCUACCAGGGAUCGUGCCACCCGAUGCUGACACUGAACGGUAUGUCAAAAGCGCCCCCACUGAGAUUUUACAAUGGAGAGACUGACUUGACUUGGUGA
This is a messenger RNA of Thyridium curvatum, 1020 nucleotides long. RefSeq lists its product as uncharacterized. Gene Ontology annotation, molecular function: hydrolase activity. The record is from RefSeq and is a predicted model, not a curated record. Bases 1 to 1020 code for a protein of 339 amino acids. The transcript has a single exon. Lineage: Eukaryota; Fungi; Ascomycota; Sordariomycetes; Thyridiales; Thyridiaceae.